AUGCUAAAAUCAUUAGAAUUGUGGCAUUGUGGAAUUCUUUGCGAAGACGGAACCCUUGAUAAUGCCGCAAGCGUGAAAAGAUUAGCCAACCAGGCAUUAGCCUAUGCCAAAGCAGGUGCCCAAGUUGUGGCUCCUUCCGACAUGAUGGAUGGUCGAGUGGGAGCUAUAAAAAGAAUUCUGAAUGACAAUGGCCUUGCCAGCAGAGUAGCUGUUCUUUCGUAUGCCGUAAAAUUUUCUUCUUGUUUCUACGGAUCUUUUCGUGACGUGGCCAAAUCAGCACCCGCUUUUGGCGAUCGGAGAGCUUAUCAGCUUCCGUCUAGCAGUACAGGAUUGGCUAUGCGGGCUGCUGAGCGCGAUGUUUCUGAAGGAGCGGAUUUUCUCAUGGUUAAGCCAGGAUUAGCUUACCUAGACUUGGUUCGUCAGGUCAAAGACAAAUACCCCAACCACCCAAUGUUCAUUUAUCAGGUUUCGGGAGAAUACGCAAUGCUUUACCAUGGCGAUAAAGCCGGUGCGUUCAACCUGGACACCAUGCUUAUGGAAAUUUUAUGCUGUAUGUGACGAGCGGGAGCCGACGUCAUUAUCACAUAUUUUGCUCCUAGGAUUUUGGAAUUAAUCUCCAAAUAAGUUUGUAGAUGGUAAAACAAAGCCAACAUUACAGUUGAUGAUGAUGAAA
Molecule: messenger RNA, 673 nt
Organism: Daphnia magna
Lineage: Eukaryota; Metazoa; Arthropoda; Branchiopoda; Diplostraca; Daphniidae
Product: delta-aminolevulinic acid dehydratase-like
Exons: 4
Coding region: 1-558 (185 amino acids)
Biological process (GO): heme biosynthetic process
Cellular component (GO): cytosol
Molecular function (GO): zinc ion binding; porphobilinogen synthase activity
Source: RefSeq, a predicted model, not a curated record